AUGGGCGCUCUUUGGGUUAUCUACUCAAUCUUUGUCUUGUUUCCAUUGUCUCAGUCUACCACUAUAUCGCGGAAGUAUACCGCAAAACUAGACCUGGAUGAUAAGAAAUCAAAUGACGAACGUUUUGGAGAAUACAAUUCUACAUCAGUGAGAGAAUGCGCAGCGCACUGUCAAAGGGAGUGUAGUUUAUAUGGAUUUAAUCCACAGAUGAAGAAAUGUCGUAGCCACAAGAAAAUUUUCACGUCGGGGAUGUCUAAGGAGGAGGGCUGGAGAUACUACUCUCAUGACUUUAUUCCCUUAGAAUGUAAGGAUCUUCACGCAGACGGUCAGACUAAUACAGGGGUGUAUGAAAUUUACCCCCAUGGCACCAUUACCAGUCCUGUCAGAGUUUACUGCGAUAUGGAGACAAUGGACGGAGGAUGGACGGCAAUCCAAAAACGUGUCAAUGGAUCCGUGAGUUUUGACAGGACCUGGGCGGAAUAUAAGAAUGGUUUUGGUUCACCGGAACAGGAUGUCUGGGUUGGAAAUGACGUAAUCCAUCAGUUAACAAAAGGAAACAACUCAUCCCUUUAUGUGUCCAUCACUCUCCAGAAUGGUAUAACGCUGUAUGAAAUGUACGAUCGAUUCUCAGUCUCCAAUGAAACAGAGAAAUAUCAACUCAUUCUUGCAGGACCUGCCACGGGAACCUUAGGAGACAGUAUGUUAAUCACCCUUGCUUCUAAGCACGAACUGUCUGGGAUGUACUUUAGUACCCCGGACAGAGAUAACGACAGAGGGGACGUAAAGCACUGUGCUGCUAACGGUAAACGUAGAGGGGGCUGGUGGUUUAACGCCUGUCACCAGGCCUUCCUUAACGAAGACCUCACGAGGUACCGUCAAGGAAUAGUUCAUGAGUUGUCUAAGGCGAAAAAAGCGGAAGUGAUAGAUUCGUACUGGACGAACGACGGACGCAUUUUUGUGAAGGUCGAGGAGAUGGGUCCAAAACAACUGAUCCGCACCUUUAAUGGCCUUGAUCUUAUUGCUCCAGGUUCAGGAUCUGAGUAG
Molecule: messenger RNA, 1044 nt
Organism: Saccostrea echinata
Lineage: Eukaryota; Metazoa; Mollusca; Bivalvia; Ostreida; Ostreidae
Product: fibroleukin-like
Exons: 6
Coding region: 1-1044 (347 amino acids)
Source: RefSeq, a predicted model, not a curated record